This is a messenger RNA of Ipomoea triloba (trilobed morning glory), 3108 nucleotides long. RefSeq lists its product as uncharacterized. Gene Ontology annotation, biological process: secondary metabolic process; proteolysis. Gene Ontology annotation, molecular function: acyltransferase activity, transferring groups other than amino-acyl groups; serine-type carboxypeptidase activity. The record is from RefSeq and is a predicted model, not a curated record. The transcript has 26 exons. Lineage: Eukaryota; Viridiplantae; Streptophyta; Magnoliopsida; Solanales; Convolvulaceae. Bases 217 to 3108 code for a protein of 963 amino acids.
UGGGAGAAAAUAGUGUCGUUUUCCUUAAAAAAUAAAUUGAAGACGUACUAUAUACGGCGGCUGCUGACAUAAAACCACGUGCAUAAAUACUAGGGAAACUCGUGCUGUCUCGCUGCUAUCCAUAAACUCACCAAAAGCAGCAAAUUAAAACUGAAUCCUAUAUAUAUACGUAGUAUCUUGUUAUCUUGAAGAAGGAAUAAUAGAAGAACCAAAAACAUGGCAAAGACAGUAGUGGUGUUGGGUGUGUUUGUUGUGCAGCUUAUAAUCAGCAGCACCUUGUAUGGGCAUGCAGAUGCUGGUUCACCGGUCAAGUUUCUGCCAGGGUUCCAGGGCCCCUUGCCCUUCCACCUCGAAACCGGGUAUAUAGGAGUAGGAGACGUGCAAUUCUUCUACUACUUCAUCAAGUCCGAGUCUAAUCCAAACUCAGACCCUCUCAUGAUAUGGUUAUCUGGAGGCCCUGGCUGUUCUUCUUUGAGUGGGCUAAUCUAUGAGAUUGGUCCCAUCACUUUUGUCCCAGUGGAAUAUAAUGGAAGCAUACCUGAAUUGAUAAUAAACCCCUACUCCUGGACUAAAACUGCAAGCAUUAUUUUCUUAGAUUUACCUGUGGGAACUGGAUUUUCUUAUGCAACAAUUCCUCCUGCUAAACAAUCAAACACUCUCCAAACUACCCAUCAGGCAUACGAGUUUGCUCUAAAGUGGUUACUUGAACAUCAAGAAUUCAUGUCAAAUCCAUUGUAUAUAGGGAGUGACUCAUUUGCAGGCCAACUCGUUCCUGUCAUUACUCAAGUCAUAUCAGAUGGGAAUGAGAAAGGGAAUAACCCCCAAAUCAAUCUUAAGGGGUAUGUUAUUGGCAAUCCAGUAACUUUUAUAGGUGAAAACAACUAUCAAUUCCCUUUUGCCCAUGGAAUGGCUCUCAUUCCUGAUGAACUUUAUGAGUCCUUGGAAGAAAAUUGUAAAGGAGAAAAGUAUCAAAAGAAAGAGCCGGGUGGCAACAUAAAUCCAGCAAAUGUCAACUGUGUGAGGGAUAUUCAAAUUUUUGAGGAGUUGACUAGCGACAUUCAAGUUGGUAUGAUAUUAGAUCCAAGUUGCAGUGGACUUCAAACAUCCCAGAAAUUAUUCACCAACAGGAGAUUUCUUGAUGAGAAGCAUAUAAAUCUUGUUAAGCUUAAUUCACAAUCUUCAAACCAAUGCCGUGAUUAUUUUUAUGCUCUGGCGGACUAUUGGGCGAAUGACGAGAGUGUUCGAGAAGCACUCCACAUAGCACAGGGUAGUAUUGAUAAGUGGGAAAGAUGCAGCAAUGAUUUGGAUUAUAUAUAUGACCUUGAUAGUGUAGUUCCAUAUCAUGCAAAUCUCAGUGCUAAAGGUUAUAGGUCGCUUGUUUAUAGUGGAGACCACGAUAUGAUUGUACCAUUUAUGUCAACGCAAGCAUGGAUACGGUCUCUAAAUUAUUCUAUUAUUGAUGAAUGGCGACAAUGGAAUGUUGAAGGCCAAGUUGCUGGGUACACAAGGACUUACUCCAAUAAUAUGACAUUUGCCACGGUGAAGGGUGCAGGUCAUAACUCUCCUGAGUUUAAACCUUCUCAAUGCCAAAUUAUGGUAGAAAGAUGGUUUUCUUCCAGUCCAUUCUUAGUAUUAUUGCAAGUGCGUAAAAGUACUGCAAAAGAAAUGGUCACAGAGAAGCUUAACAGUACUGCACAGAUAUGGUGCUGUGUGUUUCUGUAUCUGCUGGUGUUUGGAGAUGGCGGUUCAGAUGUCAAAUUUCUGCCUGGAUUUCAAGGGCCUCUCCCUUUUGAACUCGAAACCGGUUACAUUGGAGUGGGAGAGUCCGAGGAUGUUCAGCUGUUCUAUUACUUCACCAAGUCAGAAUCGCAGCCUGAAUCUGACCCCAUUAUUCUCUGGCUAACAGGAGGUCCUGGCUGCUCUGCACUCUCUGGUUUACUGUUUGAAAUAGGGCCGUUUACUCUUGAAAAAGAGAAGUAUAAUGGGAGCUUACCUAGGAUUGUUUUGAAUCCUUACUCUUGGUCAAAGGUUGCAAGCAUUAUUUUCUUGGAUUCGCCCGUGGGCACUGGAUUUUCAUAUGCCAAAACCCCGUCUGCUUUGCAAUCGAGCGACAUGCAAACUUGCCAUGAAACAUAUGAAUUUGUUCGGAAGUGGUUGAAUGAUCACCCGGAGUUCAUAUCGAAUCCAUUCUAUGUUGCCGGGGAUUCAUACUCUGGCAUUCUGGUUCCAAUCAUUUCUCAGUUCAUAUCUGAUGGGAAUGAGAUGGGAAUUUAUCCACAGAUUAAUCUCCAGGGGUAUAUGCUUGGGAAUCCAUUAACAUUUCCAGAAGAAAAUGACUAUAAAAUUCAAUUUGCUCAUGGAAUGGCACUUAUUUCUGAUGAACUCUAUGAAUCUCUUCAGGUACACUGCAAUGGAAAGUACCAGAGUGUAGAUCCCAGCAAUGCAAAGUGCUUGCAGGAUAUAAACACUUUCGAUGAACUGAUCAAUGGACUUGAUGGUGCACAAAUCUUAGACUGGACUUGCGGUUUUGCAGUCUCGAUGGUAGAUGAUAUUGCCAGCCAACGACGAAGAUCUCUUCACCAACAACUCGAUCAUCGCCCACUAUCUGCACUAAAAUGCCAUAUUGAUUGGUAUAGGCUCUCUUAUUAUUGGGCAGAUAAUGAAAGUGUUCGCGACGCACUCCAUAUAAAGAAGGGAAGUAUUGGGAGCUGGACUAGGUGCAACCUUAAAUUGCAAUACAAAACAACAACUUGGAAUAGCAUUCCUUACCAUGCAAACCUCAGUGCUAAAGGAUAUAGGUCUCUUAUAUACAGCGGUGAUCAUGACAUGAUGGUCCCCUUUCUUUCAACUCAAGCAUGGAUACGAUCUUUGAACUACUCUAUCAUUGAUGAAUGGCGACAAUGGAUUGUUGAAGGCCAGGUUGCCGGUUACACAAGGACAUACUCCAACCAGCUGACAUUUGCCACUGUGAAGGCAAGACAAUUAUUUCACUUUCUUAAUUGCAUCACUAAUUCAUUAAGUCUUGGUGGAGGGCAUACAGCACCAGAGUACAAACCUCCAGAAUGUCAGGCCAUGAUAGAAAGAUGGCUAUCUUAUAAACCUCUGUAG